Messenger RNA from Plasmopara halstedii, 5202 nucleotides. RefSeq names its product IQ motif, EF-hand binding site. The coding region runs from base 1 to 5202 and encodes 1733 amino acids. Gene Ontology annotation, molecular function: calcium ion binding; protein binding. Gene Ontology annotation, cellular component: spindle pole. The record is from RefSeq and is a predicted model, not a curated record. The transcript is spliced from 6 exons. NCBI's taxonomy places the organism in Eukaryota, Oomycota, Peronosporomycetes, Peronosporales, Peronosporaceae. Gene Ontology annotation, biological process: mitotic cell cycle; spindle organization; establishment of meiotic spindle localization.
AUGGAUGAGGUGAUUUUAAACGAGACUCAAACUGAUAGUGCAGUUCAAGGAGAUGGAAUGGAUGAAUUAGCGCAAACCUCGGCAAUCAAAGCAGCUGAAAUGGAGUUUUCUAGUGAUUGUGCUUCGACUGAUACUCACCCGACGCUGUCCAUUCCUCUUGGAAGUAUAAUUGAGCUUACGUGUGACCAUAUAUGUGCAUCUUCAGCAGAAUCUGAAAAUCUGAAGGCGUUUGCAAGUUUAGAUAAGCAACGCAAAAGAAAAUUGAACAUUAGUGGGUGGCUUGAACGAAGCGAUGGAUCAUGUCAGCGCUCACAUGUUAGCGCUUUGAUUCGCGAAGAUGCAGAACACUGUGAUAAUCAGUUAUGUCUUCAAGUACAAACUAGCAACGAUAAAGUAGUCACUCUCCGAUUCGAACUAAGUCCUGACAUUGCGAUUGACCCUCACCCUCAACUCGUUGUGAAAUUUCGUUCGAAAACAUCGCGAAAAAUAUCAAUUCGGGUUACGCUUAAGUACUUACUGCAGAAGUUCAGGGUCGGUAUCGCUAUUCAAUGCAACUUGCAGCUUUUAGAUGAAAAUGAACACUCUUGUGGGCACAUGGUUGCAACUUUACGCGGUGGCUUGCUGGCUGAUCUGGAUAAUAACCAUCAAAUGUGGGCACCAGUGUCGCUUCAGGCCCAACCAUGUAUUCUGACCGUUAAAGUUAUUGACACUCAAACUGUUGAAAGCGACGAUCAAGGGUUGCCUUGCUCUGCAAAUAUUUGGUCAAGUCGAACAGGAAAACUCUGCGGUCAAACAAUUUCGGGGUUGAUUUGGAAGAACAAUGCCGUUUUUACCGAAAAUGGAGUAGCUCAAGCCGUGUCUUUACAAGUGAUGGAUGCGGCCACAGAUGUCGUAUUUGUAGGAAUCUAUCGGCCAAGUCGCCACGAGCGAAACGAGUUGUUAGGACUUGGAAGAAUUUAUGUUCACAUGCCGGACUCAAUACCAGACGACGGUAGCUGUGAAACCCAGUCUACUGAACAGCUUUUACGUCUGUACAUAGAAUCGUUAGGUGUGAAGCGUGAAUGUGGAUCCAUGGCAGUUCUGAUAAACAGAUUUUAUGAAACCAAAGAUUCUGAUAAGGAUCCAUUUGUUUCGCUUGCUGCUACUGCGCUAGCUCGUAUAGCUUACCCAACGGAAAGCGCUGAAAUGAAGUGUCGCUUUGAUAUCGACAUCCUCGAGCUACAAGGCUUAUCUUUUAGUAUUUUCAAAAGCGACGACAUAUUUUUACGCCUUUGUAUAGCUCAAAGCGGCUGGAACACCGAGCUUUCUUCCGGAAAAUUAGGCAAUGAUGGCAAUGUUCGAAUUGGCGAGAGGGCAAGUGCUAUAGUCCGCUGGACUACAAAAGAUCGAUCAUUCCCUAUGCUGGAAAUUUCAGUGUAUGCUCGAAAUCGAAGUCAAUACAACAAAAGGAGUUUGACGUCAAGGGCUUCACUAGCGCCUCAUUUACAAUCGAAACUGAAGCAAACAUUCAAAAGAGAACAGGAUCUCAUUGUACCUAUCGCUCCGGUAUUGAUAGGAACUGGCAGUUUUAAUCUGUGUUCUUUUUUCUUUCAGCAAAAUAUUUCAGUGCCGGCAAAUUUAACACUAGAAAUGGAGCAAGAUAUUCUGAAAGAUUAUUCAAAAACGGUGUCAGUGGUUACUAGAUUAAGAGCUUCCACGUCGCUCGAUAAGGAUCUUAAGUCAAUUGAAAUAUCAACGGUACCUCAAUUUAUAAAGGGAGAUGUGUGUAUUCGUCUUUUGCAAGGUAGCGGUGAAAUCUUUCGUAAAGCCGACCUGAUGUCGCGAUACUAUGUUCUCAUUUCGUGUGGAGUUGAAAAAGUCCAGAGCAGUUGCUGUCCUGUAGACACUGAUCGUACGGUCACAUGGAAUCAACAAUUGGCUCUAUCUAUCACGGGUGCGGAUUCACCUGUCGUUUAUCUCUCACUUUACCAGCGAACAAUUGAUCGGAUCUCCUUUUCUGUAAACGAUAAUGUAUCUAAUCAUGAUCAGCUGGUUGGGGAUGUGACGCUUCCCCUGUUCCCGUCAAUAUUGGAAGACAAGCAUCUCUUACAACUUACGAUUCCUUUCGGAAUGCCUUCCAUGGGCAAAAAUUGCAAUCAAAGUGAUAUUCGUCAUUACCAGAAACGGGGACUGUUGUCUUUGGAAAUGCAAUUUAUCUCCACUGAUUUAUCCAAUCCAGCUGCAUUGGAGUAUCAAGACACAUAUGAGCUGGUGAUACAUCAAGUGCGUGGAAACUUUCAACGGGUUCCUGGUCUAACCAGAUAUCUGAUUUUCAAUAUUAGUAUCUUGAUUGAUCGUGGUGAUGCUUCAGAGGAACUUGCCAUAGGAACCAGUGAUGCCAUGCCCAUUUUGCCAUCCACUUACAACGAACUCAAUUUAGUUUUUGAUCUCAGCAACCCGGAAAUUGCAGACACUUUAGCAAGUGAGUCAAACAUGGUCAUUAUUGUGCGAAUUCGUGACAAACUUGGAGAUAAAUACGGUUGUGUACAUUUUCCUCUGCGUCGAGAUUGGAAGCAAAGUCUGAAUCAUCGAAAGAGAUUGACGUGGUUUCCGAUUUGUGAGGAGUCAAGUACUGCUGAUGUUAAUUUGACAGAAAAUUCAGUCUCAAUGUGCAUACAGACUCGUCAACAAAGCAAUAGAAAGGCUCAAUACAGUGCACGAGGCAAGUUUCAUAUCAACAUUUCCGAAGCAAUUCAAACAUCAGAAUGUGAAAAGUCAAACUCUAUGAAACAAAGGAGUGACGGGGGAGCCAGCAUUUUAAUCUCGUCUAGCUUAACAAAUGAGUCGACCAAUGUGAUUCGCUAUCGUACGAGGCAAGCUACAGAUCAAAAUAGCAAUCGUCAUUGGCACUGGGAAAAGGAGUGGUUUGUAUUUGAUCAUAACAUUGACGUAUCUGCCUGUCAAGAUCUUCAAGUCUCUAUGCAAAUUGGCGUAACUAGACACACAAUUCUUGACGGUAAACUUCUUUUGGCUCCAACGAUCAAAGAUGCUACCCUCAAGCGCUUUGAUCUAUGGCUGCCUUUGUCUGACAAUUCAAGAACUGACGUCACUUGUAUAGUAGCUCAUCUGCACGUUGUAAUUGUUUAUGUUCCAACAAUUGUCGGCACUUUGAAUAUCGAACUGAGUGAGAAUUUCACAUGCUCCGAGGCUGAACGAUUGCUUCACAUAGAAACUGUGUUUUACAAAUGUAUGCUGGGCAAGACUAGUUCUAGCACAGUCAUUGAGGAGCGUGAUAGCCCUGAGAGUAGUACAACUAAGCUAGUACGACUACUCAUCGAUACUCGACUGGAUGACACGGCUGAGAUACCUGAACUUGUGAUUCAACGAAUUGGACUGACAAAACUACUGGGAGAGAUUUGCUUAGACAUAACAUCGAUGGACUUAUUAGCUAUAUCUGAGCUUUGCUGCUUGGUACCCUCCACUAAUAAUCGUCCAAAACAAUUCGUUUGGUGCAAAUUUACCGACAAAAGUGAUCGAACAAAGACGACAGGAGUUACGAAAUUGCGACUAUGGUUUGACCCUGCCCGAAAUUUAAUAUCUUCUGAAAAGACUAACACAGUGGAAACGAUUGAGAGUGUGGUAGUAGCUGAUGCUUUCACGAUCUGGAAAAAGCUUUUUUACUUGUUAGACCAGAAUAAUAAUGGCUACAUCGACCGCAAUGAAUUCGUAAAUGUCUUUUUGGAUCAUUUUGAAGAGAUUGCGGACACUGUCGACGGUCAAAAGCUUCUUCAGUUGCUCUUUGCUGACAAAAAUAAGCAAUCGAAUCUUAUUGCUCCUACAGAAGAGCAAAUCAAGUCACUUUUCAAUGCAAUGGAUUCCAACAGCGAUAACGAGAUUGAAUGGUUGGAGUAUUUGCAAUUCUUACAACAAAGACAGCAGUUGAAUUGCGAGAAAGAGAAAGAAAUCGAUAUAAUUAUGGCUCCUGAUGCUUUAGGCAAAACGCUCAAUCAAAAGCUAGAGCUGAACAGCGAUGAAAGGCACUCGACGCGUCACUCAAGCGAAUCGAGUCAAAAAACUGAUCCUUUGCAAAAGGACAAAACGAUAGGCUGCGUCUCUGCUGUGGGAUAUCCCACGUUCACGCGUUCAAAAAAGACAUCAUUGUGUAAAAAGAGACUGCAUGAAUUCCAGUUUUCCAACCAAGAGCAGAGUCGAUUGCUAAAACAGAUCUCAUCAUUAGAAACCAUUCUUGCUAUAGAACGAAAACGUUAUGCUGAGGUCACCACGGAAUAUCAAGCUUUGGUGCGAUCAUAUCAGCGAUUGCAUUUAAAGCAUCAAAGUGAAUUAAUUCUGAAACAUACCAAGACAAAGAUUAUGAAACAAACUAUUGAGCACCAGCAACAACAACUUGAAGCGCGAGAGACGCUCCGUCGUAAUAGAAACGAAGCAUCGAUAAUGCUGCAAUCAACUGUCCGAUCACGCUUGGAGAUGAAGCGAUAUCAAGGAAUAAAAUUUCAGCGAGCAACGGCAGCCAUUACUAUACAGUGCAUGAUACGACGCGUGAAUGCAAGGAGACAACUCCAAGAGCUUUACAACAGAGAUCGUCUGGCUAAGCAGCGUAUUUGUGCAGUUUUAAAAAUGCAGAAAUUUAUCCGUGUUCAAAUGGUUUUGAGAGAACGCGCUUCGUUUCAAGAAGCCAAGAUUCUGUCGGCAACAAUACUUCAAAAAAAUGCUCGUAGAUUGCUUGCGAGUACGAAGUGGUGGAGUCAAAAAACUGCUGUAUUGAGACUUCAGUGCUGGUUUCGACAGCGUCUUGCAGUGCAACACUUAAUCAUGGUUCGAGACGCAACCUCAGUUGUUGGAAUGAUCAUGUUGAAAUGGAUUUUACGUUGGCAAUAUAUUCAUUUUCGAAAAAAUGUUCGCAAGUUACAAAGCUGGUGGCGACGAGUAUACAAAAAGCGCUUUAUAGAAUCGUCUACAAAAGCCGCGCUUUAUAUCCAGAAAGCUUGGAAGAGAAAACGCGCGAGGAGACGAUCGGAGUGUGAAGAGGAAAAUUUAGCACUAAUAGAGGCAGCGAUAUGUAUUCAAGCAGUAUGGAGAGGGAGACAGCAGCGCUUGCUAUUUAGUUUAGUGCGCAGUGAAGCAAAGACAUGGUUUGAUGAUGAGAGCGCAAUUGACGCUUUAGUGUACAACUUAGUGGCCAUUGUCGAGGCUAAUGUCGUAUAG